AUGGCUCAGGAUUUACUGCAAAAAGUUACUUCCCUGGGAGUGGAAGCAAAUGUGAGUGAGUUAAUCAUAAAGGAGUUGAAGAUAUGGAAUGAAGACCUGAUAAGAGAAAAAUUUAAUAGAAAGGAAGCUGACCUGAUGUGCAGUUUACCAAUUAGUAACAGAGGUGGGGCAGAUAAGAUAAUAUGGAAUUAUAGCAAAGAUGGCAAAUUCUCUAGGGAGGCUACAGUGGACAAACUGUUGCUGGAUGGGGGUUCAUGGAAUGAAAAUCUAAUUGAUGAGAUAUUUUCAGUUGAAGAAGCUGUUGUGAUCAAAACCUUGACUUAUCAAAGUCUUUCUAAGUUCCUGGGAGGGUGCUCUAACCAUCAACACUUUUCUCAGUCAUUGAAACGUAUAUGGCCCUCACAAGUUCCUCAUGCUGUUAAAGUAUUCUUAUGGAGAGCUGUUAGUGAGGCACUCCCAACCAAAUGCAACUUGUUCAAAAGAAAGAUUUCUGUUAAUGAGAUCUGGCUGAGAAGAAACAUAUGGGUUUUUUAUGAUCUUUUUGAUAGUCCAUCAAAGUUGUGGCAGAAGGCAAAACUGGAACUGGAAGCUUUCCAACAGGCUCAGAUUCAAGACAAGGCUGCUUGUGUAGAUCAGAAUGUUAGCAGGAGAUUGGCUCAAUGGAGCAGACUAGAAGGGGACUGCGUAAAAGCCAACUGGGAUGCAGCUUUCAUCUCAAACGGUGGGAAGAUGGGAGGGGGUUGUGUCUUCAGAAAUAGUUCAGGAGAACUGUUAGCUGCUGUAGGAUGGCCAAGAAGUUUUAUUGGCAGCCCUUUGCAAGCUGAAGCAGUAGCUUUGGAGAGGACUAUUGAAUUGUGUGUUGAGUUGGGGUUUCAGCAGGUUGUGUUUGAAGGAGAUUCACUGAAUUUGGUUCAAGAUAUUCUAAGCAUAGAGGAGAAUCGCUCAUGGUAUGGCCAGAUUGUUGAAGAUCUCAAGUCUGUUUUCAAGCAUCCAACUCGACGGAAAAUCCAGUUUACUCCCAGACAUUGCAAUCAGGUUGCUCAUAUCCUUGCAAGGAUGGCUUUACAGUUAGAUGACGAAGCUGGUCAUCCUUUGGCAGCUGUCUUCAUCAAGCGCAGUUGGAUACUAUUCAUUGACCAGAAGGAUGAAGGGAGGGAGAUUUUUUUCUACAUCGACAUCAUAUUUGAGUUUUAUAUUGAGAUUGAUGUUGCCAGCCGAUAUGAUGAUUUAUACAUAAUCUUGGUUCGGGGCACAUCAGUUACAUUUUCAGUAGACGCAGUUGCCCAUUUUAUUGGUAUCCCUCAGUUACCCAUUGCAUAUCCAAAUGUGGUGCCUAGGGAGUCUACAGAUGCUGGUGAUGGGGAGAUGGUUGAGGAUAAGGGCAUUGAUGUAGAUGGAGUGGAUGGCCUUACUGAUCAUGAGGUUCAACUGUGA
Molecule: messenger RNA, 1434 nt
Organism: Juglans regia (Persian walnut)
Lineage: Eukaryota; Viridiplantae; Streptophyta; Magnoliopsida; Fagales; Juglandaceae
Exons: 6
Coding region: 1-1434 (477 amino acids)
Molecular function (GO): RNA-DNA hybrid ribonuclease activity; nucleic acid binding
Source: RefSeq, a predicted model, not a curated record